Messenger RNA from Pseudovirgaria hyperparasitica, 1845 nucleotides. RefSeq lists its product as uncharacterized. Lineage: Eukaryota; Fungi; Ascomycota; Dothideomycetes; Acrospermales; Acrospermaceae. The record is from RefSeq and is a predicted model, not a curated record. Gene Ontology annotation, molecular function: 1-alkyl-2-acetylglycerophosphocholine esterase activity. The coding region runs from base 1 to 1845 and encodes 614 amino acids. The transcript has 2 exons.
AUGUCUUUUCCAGCGUGGGUUUCUGGUAACUCGAAUAAGCAAGGUCGGUCCAAUACUGGACUCGGUCGGGGCAGCGUACCAACAGCCAAGAAACCAAAGUCGCGUCCUCCAAGAAGCUUGAGAGAUAACAUUGGCUUUUUACAGCGCACAUUACCGAAAUAUGCUGGUCCAUACAGUGUCGGAUGCAUGGACAUCGAAGUCCCCGUCCGCGACCCGCGCCAUAUCUCAGACAUCACUCGCGGUGGCGUGCGCAUUUUAAAGCUCGACACCAUCUUGAUGACAGUCUACUACCCGUCAAUCAUCGGUACUGGCUCUGGACCAGAUCCCUCAGGACGAAAGCACUGGUCACGUGCGACCUGGCUGUCGCGGCCGCGAGUGCGUAUGGCGAAAGGGUACGGUGAUUUCGCUGGAUUGGGUACGGCUGCCGUGCCCUUCUUUACGGCGACUACCAUGUACACCAAACUUCCGGCCUUCAGAAAUCCACCGUUGGCAAAGCACUGGACACCGCAUUCUAAUGCGCGGCAUGAGGGUUGGAAGGUGAAAAACGAAGUUAGCGAGCCGCCAGAAGGAUAUCCCCAUGAACCGGUCUUUCCGUUGAUGAUGUUUAGCCAUGGGCUUGGAGGCACCAGAACGUGUUACUCAAGUGUAUGUGGCGAGUUCGCCAGCCAUGGAUUCGUUGUGUGUGCUAUCGAGCAUAGGGACGGUUCGGCGCCCAGAACCUUUGUGAAUAGGACCAAGGAAUCGCGUGACCAGGAGAAGAACGGCAAAUCUGAGCCCAACGGCAUGGCGCAUCGUGCGGGCACAGGUGUAAAUCGAGCGGAGCUUAAGAAGGAGAAAGUAGGAUACGACAUGAUAGACUAUAUCUGGCCUAAAGGCAACCCGUACGAUACAAGUCCAUCGAACGACCAAGGCGUGGACACGCAAUUGCGACAGGACCAGAUCAAAUUCCGCAUGGCUGAGAUCGAGGAGGCCUACUGGGUAUUGAGCGAACUAGAGAAAGGCGACGGCGAAAUGAUUGCACAAAGAAAUCUUCGGCGGAAAGGAAACGUGGGAUCAAGCUCCCGUGGUUUAGAGGGUAUCAACUGGAAUGAAUGGAAAGGGCGUUUCGAUAUCAAGGAUGUCACCAUGGUGGGUCAUUCCUUCGGUGCUGCCACCACAAUCGAAAUUCUGCGCAACAGAACCAAGAUGAACUGGGUUUCACAAGGCAUUAUCUUGGAUAUUUGGGGCGCGCCACUAGGGCCAUCCGCGGAAGACCCGGAACAUCGGAUCAAUGCUCCUUUAUUAGGGGUCAACAGUGAGGCAUUUAUGUACUGGCAGCAGAACUUCGAUACUGUUCAGAAGUUAUGCCAAGAAGCCAAAGACCAGGAUGCACCGACGUGGCUCUUGACUGUCCGUGGAACAGUCCAUAUCUCACAGUCUGACUUUGCCAUCUUGUUUCCACACAUCCUUGCCGUGCUUCUCAAGAUGACAGUCAAUCCCCGGCGGGCUCUCGACUUGAACAUCAACGCCAGCCUCGAAUUCUUGUGUCAGGUAAUGCCACGCCGCCACGUUGAAGUCGUUAGUCGUGCCUUUGAAGACGAGAAAGUGCUGGCCAUCGAACCGAUUGAUAAAUUACCAGAAGAGCGCAAACCAAAAGACGAGAGGUAUUUAGCUGCACGGCUUGAGGCCAAGCCACGUGAGAUUCGCGCGAGGCUUCUACCGAAGUUUGAAAGGAAGAAGAAAAGGAUUCAAAAGGAGUUUGGAACGUCUGAUUACAGUGAGAUCUGGAUGCAUAAUUCUUCCAGCCAGGGGUGUUUGCAGAUAUAUAAAGAGAAACAGGGAAAGGGAUGGUGUGACGGUCCUUGA